Messenger RNA from Ectocarpus sp. CCAP 1310/34, 2964 nucleotides. The record is from the annotation of a GenBank genome assembly. Lineage: Eukaryota; Phaeophyceae; Ectocarpales; Ectocarpaceae.
AUGAUGCAUAGUGUCAUCCAAUCCUGGGACCAUGGCGCGUUCAAGAUACCGGAAGUUCGCACGGCAAAAUGGAGUCGCGGUACAGACGGGGCAUUUGUGGUCCUUCAGUUUUCCGAGCCAACAAACCGCCCUCCCCUCAAUGGAGAUGUCGACCUGAACAACGCCUUAGUGAUCAAUCGGGGUGAGAUCACAGUGACGGCUGGCCGAGGCGAAUGGAGCACAGACGGGGAGGUCCUCUCCAUCACUGACUUGGAUCCUGGAAGCUGGAGAGCGAUCACGGCUUCUAUCUCAAGUGGGGAGUUUCAUGUAAAACCAAGAGAGAAGGUUUUGGUUGGUGCAGACAAUGGAGGGGGCAAAACCGGGUCACCGGACCAACUAAGGGGCAGCCUGACCAUGCGAAUGUCUUUUCCUGGACGGUUCGUAGCACAUCUCUUCGUCGGGGAGCAACUGGAUUCUAGUGCUGAGAUCAUUGAAGUUGACCUUUGCCCGGAGCAGGUGGUUGUUGCUUUGAGCAACCCCGGGAGUGGCAGCGUUGAAGACCCGCAGCCGUUCUUCAGCGCAGAUGGGGUCUUGUCGAUGCCAGGAGACAAAUGGCUAAAGGUUCCUUCCAGCCUGUUCCACCAUCAGCGGGAACCCCUUGGAGGUAUUCAAUCGGAACAGAUGAUACCUGGAAGGCGUAGCUCAUGGAGCUUCUCCCUUUGGGUUUACCUCCUGGACGAUGCUACUGGAAGUUUUCGUGGCCUAUUUUACAAGGGCGAUGGGGGUGCAAAAAUGGGGCGUACACCAUCAGCCUGGUUGUGUCCACAUUCCAACCGCAUCGCGCUGAGGGUCACAAGCGACACAAACGCCGACAUUGGUGCGGAUUCUGUAGCAUCCCUCAACGCGGGGGCCUGGAAUCAUGUGGUUUUUACCUUCGACAACACCACAAGCGGGGAGUUCUCGUCCGCCAUCUUCAUCAAUGGAACGCUCGACAUAUCUGUGCAAUUCGACGGAACAACCGUCUUGGGGAACGACGGGCCUCUGCACAUUGGGCGCGAUACGAGCAAUCUCGGUCCCAGGUGGGUCUACUACGACAGGAUAAAAACCGAUAUCAGCCCCACAAGGUCAUGGAUCGCGGUGCAGUCCGAACCGAUUCGUCCUCGCGUUCGGCCGAAGUACUUUGUCUUGUGCUGUGCCUCGUCUCCCGACGGCAGGUCUCUAGUUUCCUUGGUGCGGCUGUGGAAGGGGGCGCUUUCUCCAGAUGAGGUCGACGCCGUAUUUCAGGCAUCAAAGCCUCUGUUUCUCCGCGAAGCGUCGACUGCUUUGGUAUCUCGCUAUUCUUCAAUUCACGCCAUUGUUUCCAUGACAUCGAGGAUGCAGACAACUUCAACGUACGCUUCGCUUCUUCUGACUGGGCGAGAGCAGCUCGACGGGGAAAAUGCUGCGAGAUGCGGAAGAGAAACGGAGCUAGAGGCACGAGCGACCGCCGUGGCACAGUGGAAUGAUGGUGGGGCAAGAGUCGCAGUCGAUCAACUCGAGCUGGCAGUGCUAGGCGGAUCUUUCCGGGCGGCAUAUAUGCUUGCGACGACAAUGCUAAGCGGGCUUGGCGGCACUGCCGCACACGAUCGAUCAAUCGCAGAUUGCGCGAGGUGUCAAUCGUACCGAGUUGCUCCAACAACCCAGCAUUUUGCCGGCGUCGGGGUUGGUGCCGCGGUGCUAGACCAAUGGAUGAGCGCAGCAAACACCACUCACGAAGAGGACAGCAACAGAGGGAGUCUGAAAACGUGGAAAGUGCCGACCACUUCAAGGGCUAUCGCCUUACUCCACUUCGCGGCGGUCGGUGGUUACUCCGAAGCACAGCUAGCCCUGGGUUUAAGAUAUCUCCAAGGAAAUGGGGUACAACUCGAUAUGGAAACGGCAGCUUACUACCUUGCAUGUGCAUGCGACAAAGCGCACGCCGAAUACCACCUGGUGGGUAAGCAGCCUAUACUCGAAAUGCAACGCCUGACAGCAGCGAACGAAGCCGUUGUGGAGGUCGGGCAAAAAGGAGAAGACGACGACGCCCUUCAGUACCAGAUUCAUCGGGCGGAGCAGGGCGAUGUUCCCAGCAUUGAAGCUAUGGCUGACCUUUACUACUGGGGGGCGCGGGGGGUCACUCGUGAUCAGAGUCGAGCACUGCAAUACUUUAACCGAGCUUCCCACGCUGGAAGCAACAACGCACGGUGCGCUGCAGCGGGCAUGUACUUAAAGGGCGAAGGGACCAAAGUAAACCACACAAAGGCGGUGGAACUAUUCGAGCUCGCGGCCGCCGAAGGCUAUGUACGAGCUCUGAACGGACUGGGAUAUGUGUACUUCAACGGGCACGUUCUUCCUCAAAAUUUCGUCCAUCAUAGGGUCGGUGCCGCGGAAUUGUUCCGGCUUGGAGCCGGGUGGGGCCACGUCGAUUGCGCGUAUGAGCUAGGGUACAUGUACGCCCAGGGGAUUGGCGUGGAACGUGAUCCUGCGCUUGCAGCGAAGUACUUGGCUGUCGUGGCUCAGGCUGGCCCGUGGGGGCGGCGACUCCGACUGGCGUUCGACUGCUAUCUCCAGGGUGAUGUGCUGUCUGCUCUUUCUAUGUACUCAGAGACGGCAGAGCUCGGGUAUGAGGUGGCCGCCAGCAACGCGGCGUUUCUACUGGAUGAAGGAAAGCUCCGCUUGGACGGUGAAUUAUUUCAAGGUGAAUUGUCGAACAUGCAGACCAGGAAGACAGAGUUAAAGCAUUUUUUUCUCCAGGUAAUACAUUCGUCAACGUAUGUGCAUCUGAUACUUUGGUCGACGUAUGUGCAUGCCAAUUUUGGUCACCACACAGGUGGCCGUUCUGCUCCGGUGUGGUCAGAGACUAUGGCUGUUCGGCUCCACAUCAUGACCGCCACGAAAGGUUACGCACCAUCGUUUCUGGCGAUCGGAGACGCCUUUUUUUACGGAAGGGCCGGACUUCCGAGGUAG